AUGCUGCUGCCCAGAGAUGAGCCCCUCCUUGGAGAGGCGGCGCCUGCGCAGGGUGACAUCAGCCCCUGAGGACCUGAGAUGCUGAGCCUGGCUCUGGGAAAGCAGCUCCUGCCACCGCUUCCAGCUCCGCAUCGCGGCAGGGCAAGGAGGGGAGAGGGAGCUGGCAGCCCAGCCCUGCGGCUGGACCCCAGGCCAGCUCCGUCCCCCCUCCUCUGCCUCCCCUCCCGUCACCUCGGGUCCCCCCAAGGAGGGUGGUGGCCCUGGCCGAGUGCUCCCAGUGGGCGGGUGACCAAAGAUGCUGCGCUAGGAGAUGCCGAUGGUGCUCACCCUGCUCGUCUCCCUCUAUAAACUGUGCCGGUUCUUCGCCAUGUCGGGUGCGGAGAGGCUGGUGGUGCCCGAGUGCGUGAGCCAAGCGGGCAGCUGGGCAGGCGGGGGCAGCUCCAGGGAGCUCCGGGAGGUUUCCCCCGGGGUGAACACAGAUGUGCGGGCAGCCCUGGACCGGAUCCUGCCCGCCCUGCACCAGGCCAUCACCCACGCCAAGAAGGCGGCUGGCCCUGCAGAGCUGAGGAAGGCCAUCGCCGAGGUCUUCCAGCUGGUGGAGGAAGCCUGGGGGAUGCCCACGCUGGGGAGGGAUGUGGCCAAAGUGCUGUGUGACGUGAUCCGCCUGGAGGGGGGCCUGGACCUGCUGCUGAACCUGCUGUACACGGCGGAGCUGGAGACCAAGUGCCAGGCAGGAAAACUCCUGGAGCAGAUCCUGGUGGCAGAAAACAGGGAUCGGAUCGCUCGGAUUGGUCUGGGAGUGAUUCUGAAUUUAGCCAAGGAGCGAGACGUUCCUCAGCUUGCGCAGAGCGUCUCAGGCAUCCUGGAGCACAUGUUCAAACACACUGAGGAGACCUGUUUCCAGCUCAUCUCUGAUGGAGGCCUGGAUGCUAUCCUCUACUGGUGCCGCUGGACGGACCCCAUUGUGCUGCGGCACUGCGCCAUGGCCUUGGCCAACUGUGCCAUGUACGGAGGGCAGGCCAACCAGCGCCUGAUGAUCGAGAAGAGGACGGCGGAGUGGCUUUUCCCACUGGUGUUCUCAAGAGACGAUGAACUAAUCCGCCUGCACGCGUGCCUGGCCAUCACGGUGCUGGCCACCAACAAAGAAAUCGAGAAGGAGGUGGAGCGCUCGGGGACGCUGGCUCUGGUGGAGCCCUUCAUCGCCUCGCUGGACCCGGAGCAGUUUGCCUGCGAGAUGUUGGGCAGCAGUGACACCAGCCAGGGGAGGACGGCGGAUGACCUGCAGCGGCUGGUACCCUUGCUGGACAGCUCUCGGCUGGAAGCACAAUGCAUCGCUGCCUUCUACCUCUGCACAGAGGCUGCCAUCAAAACCAGGCAGAAGAAAACAAAGAUUUUCAGUGAGACUGGGGUUACGCAGAGCCUGAAGAGGGUAGUGUGCUACUCCACCAGCAGCACCACCUCCUCCCUGGCCAAAAAGGUGCUGCGCAUGAUAGGGGAGGAGGUUCCUCGGCGCAUCCUUCCCACGGUUCCCAACUGGAAGCCCUGUGAGGUGCAGACAUGGCUGCAGCAGAUUGGAUUCAACAAAUACUGCCAGAGCUUCCUGGACCAUCAGGUGGAUGGGGACAUUCUCCUGAGGCUGACAGAGGAGGAGCUGCAGGAGGAUUUGGGGAUGGACUCCAGCAUCACUCGGAAAAGGUUUUUCCGGGAGCUGACAGAGCUGAAGACCUUUGCAAACUAUUCCACCUGCGACCGCAGCAACCUGGCCGACUGGCUGGGCAGCAUCGACCCCAAGUUUCGUCAGUACACGUACAACCUGCUGACGUGCGGCAUCAACCGCAACUUCUUGCACCGGGUGACGGAGCAGCAGCUGCAGGAGGACUGCCACAUCCACACGGGCUUCCACCGCGUCCGCAUCCUCACUGCUGCAAGGGAAAUGCUUCAUUCCCCUAUAACGCUGCAAACUGCAUCCAAUGGGACUGAUGUAUUUAUCAGCUACCGGAGGAGCACUGGGUCGCAACUGGCCAGCCUGCUGAAGGUCCACCUGCAGCUGCACGGCUUCAGCGUGUUCAUCGAUGUGGAGAAGCUGGAGGCAGGGAAGUUUGAGGACAAGCUGAUCCAGAGCGUCAUGAGUGCCCGCAAUUUCGUGCUGGUCCUCUCGCCAAAUGCACUGGAUAAGUGCAUGGAAGACCCCGAGUGCAAGGACUGGGUGCACAAGGAGAUUGUGACAGCCCUGAACUCUGGAAAGAACAUUGUACCUGUUACAGACCAUUUUGAGUGGCCGGACCCAGAAACACUUCCCAAGGACAUGAGGGCUGUCCUGAAAUUUAAUGGUAUCAAGUGGUCUCACGAGUACCAGGAAGCCACAAUCGACAAAAUCAUCCGCUUUCUCCAGGGCCGCUCCUCCCGGGACUCCUCAGCUGGGUCGGAGAACGGCCUGGACUGCUUGCCCUCCCUGGGGCAGACCUAGAACCAGCACAGCUGCCUCAUCCCCUCCACAGACUCCCAGGUGACCCCUUUUUUAUGUGGGGCCAAAUUUCUCCCUCUCGAUUGUUUUCCCCAUUUUAGUACCCUGGCUUGAGACAAGGCCUGUGGCUCAUUAGCCCCCCUUUACCCUCCAAACGCAAGCCCUGGCGAGCCAAGCCAGAGUGGACUCUGGGCUGGAUGAGUUGUCUUCCACAUCCUCCCUUGGAGCGGCAGGACACCCAAGCUCUGCCUCCCGCAGUGCGGAGGGUGAGAGGAGACCGACACUGCCCAGUCCCCCACAAAUGGCUGCAGCUUCCCCCAGAAACACGUCCAAAGAGGAGGGAUCUUCUGAAGAUCAAAAACUGGGGAACUGGGGAGGGGUACUUUGCAAGAGGACACACAAGAGAGAAGAGAAGUUGAGAGGGAACAGUCCAUAAGCAUCGCAUGGUCUCUCCUGAGUGCCACAGGAAUAUCGUUGUGGUCAGAAGCUGAGAGCAGGAAAGGGCAAAUAAAAGUUAAGCCCUAACGAAAUCCCCAUGUUUGGGAAAGAUAACGCACAGAGGCCUUCUAAACUGCUCAGCAGCAGCAGCUUUCUCUUUCCCAGGAAUGGCCCUUUAUCACUUGAGCUCACUCCCUCCUUGAGGGCCUUUCACCUCCUAAUGCUGCAAAACCACUUUGUGCUCUUAACUCUGGCGACGGAAGUUUGGGCUUAGAUCACAUGAAGCUUCCACUAGGUCUUUGCAAAAAGGGCUUUUAAAACAACCCCCCUUCCCUCCCCUUUAAAGCUGGUAAAGCUUUACCACUUUAUCAGGGCUAUACUUACAGGGCAUAGGAGGCUGCAUGGUCACUCUGUAAAACAUACAUCCAUGCAGAUACAGAAGAUGCUAAUUGCUGUACUGUACUUGUGGAGUUGUUAUACACGGGCUGUAUUUUAUUCUGUUGUUGGCACUCCACAGCAGAUCUCCCCUUCAAACAGGAGCUGGUGUAUCUCUUUGCUGAUUACCACUCACCCCUGACUGCCCUGCGGGGCGCCUCAGGCUCAGCGUUGUCCCUACUCUCUGCUGGAUGCAAUACCAAAGUCGCAUUCUUUUCUUUCUACCGAGCUCUUCUCAACACCCACCAGAUCUUUUUGCAGCUACUCACCUUGCAAUAUUAGGAAAGAGCGAAGUUGGUGCCAAGGGCAGGCGGAGGCUGGUGGGUGUGAGUGCCAGCUGGGAGCAGGACUGGCAGCACCAGCUGCUAACCCACUGCAGGUGAGGAACCACUGGCUCCCUGACACACCUCCUCUGAGAUCUGCACUCCCUGCCCUGUCCUGCUUCUCACACCCACUUGGAGGGUGAGCAGGCUCUCAACAACACACCAUUUUGCAAUUAGGACCAGAAAUUGCAGCUCCUACCUGAGCUUGUCUUUCCUGAUGCAGAGCAAAGCGAGUAAUGCAAAAAGACAUCCUUGUUCAGAGCACACAGAGGAGGAGGAGUGAGCCAAGUCCAGGGAACAGCAGCCUGCCCUGACACUGAGACCAUCUGCAGGGCUGAGGCACCACCCCGCAGAAGCAGCAAGCUCCUCUACUUGUCUCUGCUCAAGAUACCUCGACCCUUUCAGGAGGUAAUGAGAACUCUCAGCCACUCUGUCCUUCUCCUGGCUCUCCCCAAAGCCUUGCUGUUUGCCUUAACUGGCAGGAGCACAAAUGCAUUUUCUUUUGGCUUAGAUCCAUGAACAUCUAAGGAUAAAAAAAAAAAAAAAAGUUAAAUUCUGGUGCUUAAUCACAGCUUUAUGGAUAGUUCUUAUAAACUCACAGUUAAUGGCAUCUUUGACCUCCAGUGGAAGGUGAAUAGCUCUAUCUGCCCAGCAUUCAUCAGAAUCUAUCUAAUCUCCAGAUUAAAUAUGGGGAAGCCAACAGAUGAGCCCAAAGGUGAAUCUGUCAAAGGAUAAAAGCCACUUGUGAGCUGCUUCAGGGAAAAGUCUUGAGUAACUGAUUGAAUGUCAAGGUCUCCAUGGCCACUGAAGGAGUCCCACACAAACAGUCCUAAGGAUUUUUCUCCCUACAGUAAUACACACUAAAACUAUUGCGCCCUGUUUCCCAGGAGCUCUCUAGCAAUUAACCUCCUCACCCACCAUUCAAGGUAGAGAUUUACUUGUCCUCUACAGCUUCCGUGUCUCACCUACAGUGAGAUCCCAUCUCAUGCUCUGGCUGCCCAGGCUGUGACUGUUCCUGUUUGCCCAUCAUUCAGCUAUCUUCACCUUAAUGAACUCAUCCUGCUUUUGACAAAACAUCCCCUAACCAGCCCCUUCCUGUUGGAACACACAGUCUCAAGGAACUAAAUUCUUCUGUUCUCACCACUCCUUAUUCCUCUGCUACGUCAUGUCAGAGUGUUUAAAGUUGUUCUAUCAGACAUUAUAAAUAAAUCUGAUUUAUACUCC
This is a messenger RNA of Athene cunicularia (burrowing owl), 4884 nucleotides long. It is a transcript of the gene SARM1, whose product is annotated as sterile alpha and TIR motif containing 1. Gene Ontology annotation, cellular component: dendrite. Gene Ontology annotation, biological process: signal transduction; negative regulation of MyD88-independent toll-like receptor signaling pathway; response to axon injury. NCBI's taxonomy places the organism in Eukaryota, Metazoa, Chordata, Aves, Strigiformes, Strigidae. The record is from RefSeq and is a predicted model, not a curated record. The coding region runs from base 311 to 2467 and encodes 718 amino acids. Gene Ontology annotation, molecular function: signaling adaptor activity; protein binding; NAD+ nucleosidase activity. The transcript is spliced from 9 exons.